AUGUCCACCACUUCCUCUCAACCUCCAUCCGCUUCAUCCCCCAUUUCUCUCGAAAGACGUCAAGUUCUUCAUAAACUCCUCAAAGACCAACACUUGGAAACUCUGAGCGAAGAAAUACAACGAGAUAAAAAUUCAAACACUUCCAACAUUCCCUUCAACGUCGAUUCGUGGUAUGCGCUGGACAAUGAAAAUGGUAAAACCUUGUUGAUGACCGCUGUUCAAGAAGGAAAUAUUCAAAUGAUUCGAAUGUUGCAUAAACAAUUUGGUGCGGAUUUGAAUUAUGUGGACAAGUGUCAACAAUCGAGUGUGUUUUAUUGUGUCGAGUUGAAACAUUAUCAUAAAUCCGAGACGAUUUUGGAAUAUUUAAUUGCCAACCAAGCAAAAUGCAACGUACUCAACCAUGAAGGAUACUCACCAUUCUAUGUAGCUCUCCGAAACAACAACCUUCCUGCUGCUAAUUUACUUUACACAGAAGCAAAUGCCAAUGUCAAUGAAGCCAUCGAUCAAGAAGGUAACACAGCACUUCACGAAGCUGUCAAGAGUGGAAAUAUUGCCACUGUGAACUUUUUAGUGACACAAUGCGGAGCUGAUUUAAUCAAACCAAAUCACAAGGGAGAAGUUCCAUUCUUUAUUGCCUUACAAUUUCCAAGAAUGAUUAAUCAAAUCUUAAAAUCCAUGAAUGGAUUGAACACUAAGGAUCCUAAAAAGAUGGUCCUCGUUGGAACGAGUGGAAUCAAUCGAAGGGCUAGUUUUGAUGUUGUGGAAUACAUGAAUCAUGUAGUAAGAUAUUGCAAUGAGGUCAAACAAAAUGCUCUUCACAAAUGUGCUUCAUUGGGAUAUAUUCAUUCAUUGGGUGAAUUGUUGACACAUUUAUCAGAACAAAGUGUGAGUGAAAUGAGCUCUGAACAAGAUGUGAAUGGUAAUACUCCAUUGCACUUGAGUGUGAUCAAUAACCAUCCUGAAAUAUGCUUCUCACUCAAUCAGUUAAAACCAACAGAUGCCAUCAUUCAGAACAAUGAUGGUGACACUCCCAUGCAUAUUGCUUUAAAGAGCUCUGCCUACAAGUGUGCUCGUGUCUUGUACAACAACUCGAAAACAUUCUUGAAGGAAAACAAUGCUGGAGAGACGAUUCAGCUUUUAUUGCAACAAUUUAAACAUGAACUGAAACAAGAAGAUGACAUUUCCAAGAUGUUGCUUCAAAUCGAUUUGACACAACCACAAAAUUACAGAUUUCACAAAUUGAUUACAGAUCAUACCUUCCUCUCAAAGAUGAAAGAUUAUCUCAGUGUCAAUAGCAAUCAAGACAUGAUUAUAUUUUACGAGACUGUUCAAGAAUUCAAAAUGAUCAAUUCCAAUUCCGAACGUUUUCAAAUGGCUGAACAAAUUGUGGAUCACUUUCUCAAUGACGACUCGGCACAUAAAUUGAAAUUUGGAAAAUUAGCAUUUGGACCUUUCCGUGUGAAAUUCAAGGAAUGCUCUGCCGAACACUGCCCUAAAGAUAUUUUCCUUAAUUUGGAGACUUUGGCAUUGACCAAUUUAAAAACAGAGGUCUUUCCAAAAUUUAUUCAUUCCAAACUCUUUAUCAAGUAUAUUGAGAGAAAGAAGCAAACGGAUCCAACUUUUUUAGUUCGUUUUGUUCAAUCAGAGUUAACAAGUGACAAGUCGAGUGAUGACAUUGCUUCGCAAGACCAAGUUUCCAACUCGAGACCACAUGCCCUCUCUAAUAACAAUACUGGUUCCUCUUCCAAUGAUCACAACACUCAAGACAGUGAUGAAGUGAUCGACGCUGAAGAUUACGACGUUAAGGAAAAUAUCAGAUUUUGUCCUAAAUGUGGAACUGAAUUACUUGAUCUCGACAAUUAUGUGUUCACAGAUAAGGAAUUCCAAAAAGCCAUUGAAAAUUUGCAAGAUAUGAAUCAAUGGAGAUUAUUACAUGAAGCUGGAUCUGGAAGAACGUAUGCAAGCCCAGAACUUGUUCACAACCAUUUAAGUAAUACGCGUCGUCACACUCAAGUGAAAUAUGUUGGAGAAAUGGAUUGUAGUAGUCAUUCCAUGUUUAACAUGUGGGUCGAUCCAGAUUACAUUCAAAGCAGAGAAGUUCACUUGGAUUCGUGUAAACAGUUGGAUUUUAUUCGAAAUGGAAAAUACGCAGCCGUCAUUCAAUUAGAACUUCUCAAAAUGAAAUUUCCACAUCAAAACAGAGAAUUCAUUCAUGCCUUUUGUUGUCGAUUUGAUGACGACGAACAGAGAUAUAUGUGUAUCAGUCGAUCGGUGAAUCAUCCAAAAGCUCCCAUGACGAACAAGUACGUUCGAGGUGAAGUGAAAACUGCAUUUUUGGUUGAGAGAAUUUCCGAUGUGAAAUGUCGAUAUUAUUAUGCUGUGACUGCAGAUUUUGGAGGAUGGUUGGCUGCAGAUUAUUAUUACAAGAUGGUUCGAAAAGAUACUCAAUAUGUUCAUCAGAAUUUGGAAAAGUUAGUGAAACAGAGAGAACAAUUGGGAAAGAAGAGACCUGAGAAGGGAGGAUUGAUACAAUCUCUUGAUUAUUACUUGUCCAAGAAGGAUUAA
Naegleria lovaniensis is the source of this 2565-nucleotide messenger RNA. RefSeq lists its product as uncharacterized. The record is from RefSeq and is a predicted model, not a curated record. The coding region runs from base 1 to 2565 and encodes 854 amino acids. Gene Ontology annotation, molecular function: protein binding; lipid binding. NCBI's taxonomy places the organism in Eukaryota, Heterolobosea, Eutetramitea, Acrasida, Naegleriidae. The transcript has 2 exons.